GUCACGUGACAGCCUCCUGACAGCUCAGAGAGGAAACACUAACAUGGCGGUGUGCAUAGCAGUGAUCGCAAAAGAGAACUACCCGCUGUAUAUCCGCAGUGUGCCCACUCAAAAUGAGCUGAAGUUUCACUACACGGUGCACACCUCUCUGGAUGUGGUGGAGGAGAAGAUCUCAGCUGUGGGCAAAUCUUUGGGAGACCAGAGAGAGCUGUACCUGGGUCUGCUCUACCCCACUGAAGACUACAAAGUAUAUGGGUAUGUAACCAACUCCAAGGUGAAAUUUGUCAUUGUUGUGGACUCUUCAAAUACGUCGUUACGGGACAAUGAAAUCAGAAGUAUGUUCAGAAAAUUACACAACUCUUUCACGGAUGUAAUGUGCAACCCAUUUCACAAUCCUGGAGACACCAUUCAGUCUAAGGCUUUCGAUGGCAUCGUAUCUGGAAUGAUGGUGCAAACUGGCUGACGCCCCCCCCAUCUGAGCCUCCUCUGUACAGAACACCUCUACUCCUUUUUGUUGUUUACAUGUUGCCUUGAUUAUUGACUUGCAUAAUUAAUAAAACUUGACUGUUGUUCACUUAA
This is a messenger RNA of Plectropomus leopardus (leopard coralgrouper), 579 nucleotides long. It is a transcript of the gene trappc2l, whose product is annotated as trafficking protein particle complex subunit 2L. Gene Ontology annotation, biological process: endoplasmic reticulum to Golgi vesicle-mediated transport. Lineage: Eukaryota; Metazoa; Chordata; Actinopteri; Perciformes; Serranidae. The record is from RefSeq and is a predicted model, not a curated record.